GAAUAAUGCCGAAAACAUUGAUGUCACUUGGUGACCAAGUAUCUUCUGGAUAUAAAAAAUGGAUAUCCCAUGGCUCUGAUCUCCUCCACAUUCUCUCCACAGAGUCAUAUACACCAAAAUGUCAGGCAAAAUCAUCAUCCACGCAGUCAGACACGCCCAGGGCUAUCACAACCUGGGUGAAGAAUUCUUUCACCUGAGGGACCCCGCACUAACGCCAUUUGGCCAACAACAAUGCAUCGAACGACGAAAAGCCUCGUUUCAGGAUCAGUCCAAGUUCAAACUCAUCGCAUCAUCGCCUAUGAUGCGGACCCUGCAUACGACAAGUCUAAUCUUCGAUGAUGCCAUUCAGACACAGGACAUCCUUGCUAUCCCGGAGGCACAGGAAAUUUCUGAUCACGGCUGCGAUAUCGGAACAGAUCCUACUCUUCUCAGAGAGAUGACGUUGCGGAAUGAGUGGCCUGUUGACUUGAGUCUGGUGCCAGAGGGUUGGAAUGAUAAGAACCUCUAUGGACCGAAUAGUCCUGUCACGGGUGCCUGCGCAGCACGUGCUCGCACAGUAAGAAGAAUACUUAGAGAAAAGGGCAUGGCUUUGAGUCGAGACACCAACGAGGACAUUCACAUUGCUCUAGUUGCUCACGGAAGCUUCAUGCACUAUUUCAGCAAUGACUGGGAGAACAGCACCACUGGAUGCGGUACAGGUUGGAAGAAUUGCGAAACAAGGCGAUAUGUGUUUCAAAACGACGACUGGGACGAGAAUGCUUGGCUUGUUGAGACCGAGGAGAGCAGAUUAGCUCGGGGCAUGAAGGGUCCCGCUCCCUCUGCAGAGGAGCAACGGAAGCUGUAUGAGAAGACCAUGGUUGGAUGGGUUGAUCAGGGACUCCCGGACAUAAGAUACCUGGAGACAGCUUCGGUCAUGCCGAUACAGGAGCAUUCAAGGUUGUAAGAUGUACCGCAGAUGGAUAUGUUUUGCAUGUGAGGAAUGAUAGAAGAGAUGGACGAGAGUAUAAUGACCGAAUACUCGCUAUAGCAGUAGUGUGAGCAGAUAGAUGCUAUCCGAGUUUUAGACAUAGAAUAAUUGCUUUUUCUCGCUGGCCCAAGGGAACGAGAAUUCUUCGCAUUAUCAGGCGGGAUGAGUGGUCCAAAUCACGUAUCAGAACUGUG
Messenger RNA from Fusarium odoratissimum NRRL 54006, 1161 nucleotides. RefSeq lists its product as uncharacterized. NCBI's taxonomy places the organism in Eukaryota, Fungi, Ascomycota, Sordariomycetes, Hypocreales, Nectriaceae. Gene Ontology annotation, cellular component: cytoplasm. Bases 119 to 943 code for a protein of 274 amino acids. Gene Ontology annotation, molecular function: phosphatase activity. The transcript has a single exon. The record is from RefSeq and is a predicted model, not a curated record.